CAAAAUACAGAAAUAUUCUCUCGCUUGUGCCUCUUCAUUGAUGCGCACAUUCUGGUGAGAGAGACAGAGAGAGAGAGAGAGAGAGAGAGAGAGAAUCGAUCGUUCUGGUUGUUAUGGAAGACUCGGUGACGGAGGAGAGACGAUGAUCACCAUUUCCUUUCUCUCUCUCUCUGAUCAAACAAAACGAUUCUGAUUUCAAUGGGCACGUUUCAGAGCUUUCGCAAAGCUUAUGGAGCUCUCAAGGACUCCACCAAGGUCGGUCUCGCCAAGGUCAACAGCGAGUUCAAGGAUUUGGAUAUCGCCAUUGUUAAGGCCACCAAUCACGUCGAGUGCCCUCCUAAAGAGCGUCAUGUUCGAAAAAUAUUUUCCGCGACGUCGGUGGUGAGGCCUCGGGCGGAUGUGGCGUAUUGCAUUCAUGCGUUGGCGAAGAGAUUGUCGAAGACGCGGAACUGGAUCGUUGCCUUGAAGACGUUGAUAGUUGUACAUAGGACAUUGAGAGAGGGUGAUCCAACCUUCAGGGAGGAACUUCUCAACUAUUCACACAGAGGACACAUUCUUCAAAUAUCUAAUUUUAAGGACGAUUCAAGUCCUCUUGCUUGGGAUUGUUCUGCAUGGGUAAGGACGUAUGCCCUUUUUCUAGAAGAGCGACUUGAAUGUUACAGAAUCUUGAAGUAUGAUAUCGAAUCAGAACGUUUAACGAAAACAUCACCAGGAUCAAGCAAGGUACAUAGUAGGACACGCUUGCUGAAUUCUGAUGAGCUACUGGAACAGUUACCCGCAUUGCAGCAGCUUCUUUACCGCCUAAUUGGAUGUCAGCCAGAAGGAGCAGCUUACAGUAAUUAUCUGAUCCAGUAUGCCCUGGCUCUGGUACUUAAAGAGAGCUUUAAGAUAUAUUGUGCGAUAAAUGACGGAAUAAUAAAUCUUGUGGACAUGUUCUUUGAUAUGCCAAGGCACGAUGCAGUUAAAGCUCUCAAUAUAUACAAAAGAGCCAGCAACCAGGCUGAAAAUCUUGCAGAUUUUUAUGAAUAUUGUAAGGGAUUGGAACUUGCUAGAACUUUUCAGUUUCCCACGUUGAAGCAGCCACCUCCAUCAUUUCUUGCAACAAUGGAAGAAUAUAUAAGAGAGGCACCACAGACAGGUUCUGUUAACAAGAGACUGGAAUACCGAGAGGCAGAGCUAUUGACUCACAAACCAGAAGAGCCUGAAGAACCCACCGAAACCGAAAAGAAGGUUGAGAAUGUUGAUGAUGACGAACCACUGGUGGCAACAGAGGAAGAACCCCAACAGAAGGAAGAGGAGGUCGCAGAACCUCCACCUCUUAUAGCAACUGAUAAUACUAGUGAUCUUCUGGGUCUGAGUGAAAUAAAUCCUAGAGCCGCAGAAAUAGAGGAAAGUAAUGCUUUAGCUCUUGCGAUAGUUACACCUGGGAAUGAUACGUCUUCUUCAAGUCGUGCUUUACAUGACAUCGGUGGAACUAGAGGUUGGGAGCUAGCCCUUGUUACCACACCAAGCAAUAAUACUGGUCCAAUGGUCGACAGCAAACUGGCCGGUGGGUUCGACAAGCUAUUGCUCGAUAGCUUGUAUGAAGAUGAACAUGCCAGAAGACAUCUUCAGCUGCAGAACGCAGGAUAUGGAACAUAUGGCGAAAUGUCAGUGCAGAAUCCAUUCGAACAACACCAACACGACCCGUUUGCAAUGUCAAGCGGAGUAGCGCCUCCCCCGAACGUGCAAAUGGCAAUGAUGCAGCAGCAGCAAAUGCUUUUACAACACCAGCAGCAACAACAGUUACAACCAAACGCAUUCCCACAGCAGCAUCAGCAGCAACAUCCAAAUGACUCCAUGAUGAUGGUACCUUAUCAACAACAGUUGCCUCAGUACCCUCAGCAGCAACAACAACAAAUGCAGCAACUUGGCCCUUCUAAUCCAUUUGGUGACCCUUUUCUUUCCUUUCCUCAAACCUCGGUACCGCCCCGAGGAAAUCAUAAUCUAAUCUAAUCUAAUCUAGAUUUUCUUUCCUUAUAUUUGGCUUCAACUUCUGUAAUCCUUUUUUUCUUCUUCACUCUCUCUCUCUUUAUUUUAUUUUUAUUUUUAAAAUUUUUUUUCAUAGGGGAAUUAUGUGUUCACUGUGAAGUUGAUAAGUUUAUUAUUUGUAACUAAUUAAAUAAUGGAAGGUGUAAUUUGGUUUUCA
Momordica charantia (bitter melon) is the source of this 2188-nucleotide messenger RNA. RefSeq names its product ENTH/ANTH/VHS superfamily protein. The record is from RefSeq and is a predicted model, not a curated record. Gene Ontology annotation, biological process: clathrin-dependent endocytosis; vesicle budding from membrane; clathrin coat assembly. Gene Ontology annotation, molecular function: clathrin heavy chain binding; 1-phosphatidylinositol binding; phosphatidylinositol-4,5-bisphosphate binding. Gene Ontology annotation, cellular component: clathrin-coated pit; clathrin-coated vesicle. Lineage: Eukaryota; Viridiplantae; Streptophyta; Magnoliopsida; Cucurbitales; Cucurbitaceae.